Molecule: messenger RNA, 974 nt
Organism: Solenopsis invicta (red fire ant)
Lineage: Eukaryota; Metazoa; Arthropoda; Insecta; Hymenoptera; Formicidae
Product: THAP domain-containing protein 1-like
Exons: 2
Coding region: 564-905 (113 amino acids)
Molecular function (GO): sequence-specific DNA binding
Source: RefSeq, a predicted model, not a curated record
UGCGAGAUCAGUGGUUUGAAGUGAUCUGACUUUGGUUUUCCACUGCCCGCUUAUAUAUCAAUUCGCGCGAUUGGACGUACCAACCAGUGCGCGCGGACGGGCCGACCGGAGUGGGGAACGUUUGCCGAAUGCAGCGCGUAGCGCGUGUGGUAACGCGUGAUCGCGGCGAAGUUAGCCGGGCGCGUGCUUGGUCUUACGCGUGGUGUCAGGCAUGGUGGAAAUAACAAGGUGAAGCAUUGCGGUGGAUGCGCAGUCGUUCAUGUCACGUGAUGUCACGAACCAAUCAGCUUGUGGUUUAAAAUAUGAGUCUAUCCUUGUCUAUCACGUAGUGUCAUAUCAUAUGUUCUGUGAGAGUGAAACAGUUUCACUGAAACUGCGUACCUGUGCGUAUUGUAUGUUACACAUGGUUACGUAUACACUAUGCUAUACAGUUUGCUUUUUAUCGAAGAAGUUCAUUUUAUUGCAGCACUUACGGUAAGCAAUAAAUACUAAAUAAAAAUAUAGAACUUAAAAAUUGGCAAUUAAAUCACAUUUUAUAUUAUAACUACAGAAACUAAAGCAUCAUGCGGCAGUGCUGUGUGCAUCAUUGCAGAGUAAGAUCGAGUGGAGUAUCAAAAGCUAAAAAUACAAAAUUUUUUUUGUUCCCGAAGGAAGAAACUUUAAAAAAAGCAUGGCUGCAAGCUAUCAAUCGAAAAGAAGAGGAGUUGAAUAUGAAAUAUGCAAAAGUAUGUCAACAUCAUUUUUCACCCGACUGUAUGGAGGAAAGGUGGACGAAACCUCAAAAGAAAAAUGUUGAACCAAGAAUUAUUGUUCGAUUGAAGGCUGGUUCAAUUCCAACACUUUUGUUAGAUGUACAAAGUCCACCACGAAAUCAGAGAAAUACAGUCAAAAGUCAAAUACAGUAAAAUUCGUGUUCGAACAAGGCAUGCUAUGACUUUUAUUUCCUAGUUGAAGAUCAGUAAACGCAAUGUUCA